ACUGAACGCUGCCGAAGGACGGAUGACGUCAUGUGUGAAAAGAGGAGGAAGACAUUAGGCCGAUACAAAUGGCGACUACGUGAAAUGUCGUGAGGGGUGACUUAAAUGGACAUCACCCAAACGUGAUAUUUUAAAAAAUUAUUACAAAUUGUGUAUUUCUUGUGUUAUUGGAGUGUUAUACACUUUUGAAAUUCAAAAAUGGCGGCAAAUAUGUAUCGAGUUGGAGAUUAUGUCUUUUUCGAAACUGCAUCUACAGCUCCAUACCAGAUAAGGAGAAUUGAAGAACUGAAUAAGACACCAAAUGGCAAUGUGGAAGCAAAGGUUAUGUGCUUCUAUAGAAGAAGAGAUAUUUCCAGCUCACUUACUUUAUUGGCUGAUAAACAUCAAAAUGGCUCUAUGGAGGAGGAAAUGGAAAAGGAAGAGAUCGACCAGGAAGUAUCUGACAAACACAGGCACCAACUAAAACAUCGAGAACUGUUCCUGUCUCGACAAGUUGAGACAUUGCCGGCAACACAUAUACGAGGGAAAUGUUCCGUCACCUUACUAAAUGAGACAGAGUCUUUGACGUCAUACUUAGAUCGAGAAGACACAUUUUUCUACUCACUGGUCUACGAUCCUCAACAGAAGACCCUACUUGCAGAUAAAGGCGAGAUUCGUGUGGGUCCCAAAUACCAGUGUGAUAUACAGCCAUUACUUCGGGAAGGUGAGAGUGAUGGACGAUGUGUAGAGGAACUAGAAGAUUUGAUAUGGGAUCCAGAAUGCAGUCUGUCCGACAGACAGAUAGACCAGUUUUUAGUCAUUGCAAGGUCUGUGGGUACUUUCGCUCGUGCUCUGGACUGCACGAGUACCGUUCGUCAACCUAGUCUACAUAUGAGCUCAGCUGCAGCCAGUAGAGAUAUUACAUUGUUCAAUGCGAUGCACACAUUACACCGUAGCGGUUACGACAUUGGCAAGGCCAUAGGUAGCCUAGUGCCCCCAGGGGGCCCAGUACUGUGUCGGGAUGAGAUGGAGGAGUGGUCAGCGUCAGAGGCCAACCUGUUUGAGGAGGCCCUCGAUAAAUACGGGAAAGACUUCAUUGAUAUCAGACAUGACUUUUUACCUUGGAAAUCCAUAAAAAGUAUUAUUGAAUAUUACUACAUGUGGAAGACAACAGACAGAUACGUACAGCAGAAGCGUAUCAAAGCUGCUGAGGCAGAGAGCAAACUCAAACAAGUCUACAUUCCAAACUACAACAAACCUAAUCCAGCGGCAAUCAAUGGCAAAAUCAAUGGUAUAGAUGGACAGGUGUCGGGUCGAGCCUGUGAAAGCUGCUAUGCUGCCCACUCCGGCCAGUGGUAUUCCUGGGGCCCGACUCACAUGCAGUGCCGAUUGUGUUCAUCCUGUUGGAUCUACUGGAAGAAGUACGGAGGCUUGAAGAUGCCCACCCGGCUUGAUGGUGAAAGGCCAGCACCAGCGCAAAGGCAAGAAAGGGUAGCUCAAAACAACUUGCUGCGUCUUCAUAGGUGCACAAUCACAGGUUGUGGAAAGGAGUUCAGAUUAAAAACUCAUCUAGCCCGCCACCUGGCCACAGCCCACGGGCUUGCAAUUAGGGCAGGAAGCCCACGCCCUGUUAUGAAGACCCGCGCUGCGUUCUGUCUCGUUACCAGCGCGCUCACUCGAAUCUCGAGGUACCUAUGCAAGGAUCUCCUGCGACCGCGCCACUCAGCCCGGGCUCCCUUCAUACCCAUAAAUGUCGCAGUCAUCAAACAAGAAUGUCAGGCAAGAUUAUCUGAGAAGGGAGGCAACUACAAGUUGCCAAAGCAUUUAACAGCCAGGACCCGCAUACAGCCAGUGGUCGGACGGCUUGGCAUAGACGUGAACCAGCAGAAACCGGCCAUCCUGGAGCGCCCCAAUGGGCCUGCAAAACAGCCAGACAAGCUAAUGUUCCCACCCCUCUCACCAUCCAAACGAAUGCAGUUUCUCGAGCUAAAUUCACUCGCUAAUUCGGAUGUGAAUAUUUCAGAGAAGGGCAUGGACUCUGUGAAUAAGUCUCCUAAUACUGGGCCUUCAAUAAUGAAAAAGAGAGGCUAUGAGCAUAGCAAUGGCAUAGAUUCUGCUCCAUCAGCCAAGCGACCCAACAUGGGCAUCCUGAGACAGCAGGCUAAUCUAGUCAUGAGGCCGCAGAUGCGUCCUGGUAUGCUUAACCAUCAGAUGAAUGGGCGAGGUCGCAUGCUCCCUAAGGGCCUCAAGGGUAUGCAGAUGUUCAGCUGGAUAGAUGCGCCCGAUGAUGUGUACUUCAUUUCUACCAACAACACAAAGAAGCUUCGGAAGCAGUUACCUAACACAGAGUUCAAAAGGGCUGCUCGCAAUCCAUGGAGGUCGCUGCAAGUGAAGCCUCCACUCGGAGAAGACGUUGUGGUUCUGGAAUAGUCAUGACUUUGACCUCUGCAAACUGGACACAGCCUGGUGUUGACCUCGACCUUGACCCUUGGGGAUAUUUAGGGUGUGACUCAUCAGUGAUCAAGGCCUCUUGGAACCUGUUAAGUAGGCAUUGGGGCAAACUUGGGUGCCAAAAUCACAAUCCUCACUUCGUCAUAGACAUUUACAUUCAGAGUUUGAAUAUAAUAGCUUUUUUGCUGCAAACUAAAUAACUCCUGGAUGGAAAUGACAUAAAAUAAUUAUGUAUUCUGUAGAUAAAUGAAAUUUGUGCAUUUCAAAUCCAUUCAGAAAACAAAACUGUUUUCAGAGAUGAACAUCAUAGCCACAUAAUGCACAAAUGGGUGUAGGCUGUAAGUUAUAAAGUGACAAACAGUUACAUGGUCUCAAACGCGGGCAGGGUAGCUCCUUUCCAGACUGUGCAGAUGCGCAGGCUUGGCUGGUGCUAGCCUGGUGGCAUAUGUCAUAAGAGCCAUUUUCACAUUGCUCUGUUCAUGUUCAAAAUGCUCUGAUUGAAUAAGCUGCUUCUGCCUCAUAGUAUUUACAGUUAACCCUUUGCAUGCUGGGAAAUUGUCUUCUGCUAAAAUGUCGUCUGCUGAAUUUCUAAAAUUAGCAUAUUCUUCGAUUUUUUUCAAAGAAUACUAUCAGAAUAGCAAACAGUUUGGAUCCUGAUGAGACGCCACAUUCUGUGGCGUCUCAUCUGGAUCCAAACUGUUUGCAAAGGCCUUCAAAAUUUGGUUCCCGCACUGAAAGGGUUAAAAGCUUGAAUAUGGUUUUCUACAUAAGCACAAACCCAUGUGAAAAGAUGAUGCUUGCAUAUAUAUGAGACUUGAUUAUGUCAAACCAUAUCUGAGUUGGUUGUGGGCUAAGUUACAUAUUCGUUUAGUAUUUAAAUGAUAAAUCUGUAAAUAGUAUUGCAUGAUUUGUGCGUUUUGCUAGCAGGUAUUUGAAUCCUUUUUUUUGGCUUUCAAAUAACGUGUUUUAGUUAUUCAUCAAAAACUGCCCUUGUCUCUUAUUUAAAAUAUUUUUGAUCAAUGAGUCUGUAUUCUGACAUGUAAAAUAAAUAUUUGUUCAAUGCAACAUUAUUGAACUUAUAAGUAAUUAGAUCAACGUUUAUCAGAUACAUAGGAUCCAACAUAUCAAUUCUACCUUCAAUUAUGCUUAAUUUCUUUUUCCAAAUAUAUUAUUAGCCUUUGCUUUAAUAAACUUUUAAGUUGUUCCUUGGUGAACACAGCAUGUUUUUUAUCAUGAAAUUUUGUGUAUGAAUUGAUUUGAAUCAUGUUGAAAACAAACAAAGAAUAACCUAACAAAUUCUUAGAAUCAAAUUUAAGAUGAUGGCUUUUAUAUUAUCAAAUGUUUUUCUGUUGACAACCAAAUGUGCCAAUAUAUGUUGUGAGUUAUAAUUUGAAAUCAAAAACAAGAUGCUUAUACAGUGUACUAACACUUGUAUUUUUACCCUCACACUUUGUCAACUACUAGUAACACUGACUUUACAUAGCUGUAUCCAUCUAAACAUAGUGAGUGUAAGGAAAUAAUGUUACAUUGUCUAUAUGAGCCUUGUUCUGAGAAAAUUGGGCAAAAUGCAUGUGCGUAAAGUGUUGUCCCAGAUUAGCCUGUGCAGUCCGCACAGGCUAAUCAGGGACGACACUUUCCGCUUUAAUGGUAUUUUUCGUUUAAAGGAAGUCUCUUUUUACCGAAAAUCUAGUUUAAGCGGAAAGUGUCAUUCCUGAUAAGCCUGUGCGGACUGCACUGGCUGAUCUGGGAUGACACUUUACGCACAUGCAAUAAGCCCAGUUUUAUCAGAACGUGGCUCAUAUAGCUACCACUGUGUGUUGGAGUGACUGCAGCUAGAAUCAGUUCAGUUCUUAGAAGGGAUGUAGUGUUGUUUCCUGAUUUUCAUACGUAAAUGAGGAGUAUAUAUGGUAUAUAUGCACUUUAUUAUACCUCACAGGACUUUCCCAUGUAUGAUUUCCAUUAACUAAUGCCUGCCAUGAGGUUAAAAAGAAUUAUGUCCCAAUCAUGCUACAAAUUUAAAUAUACCGGAGUGUAGGGCUAAAAGUAGUAGAAUGGAUUUAAAGAAAUCGGUUCCAGCUCAUUAUCUUUAGUCGCGUACUUAAUUAUAUAAAACAAAGUUGACGAGUCCUUGAUUUUCAUAUGAAAUGUGAAGUUCCACUUGGUUGUUAUGUGGAGUACAGCCUUGUUUGUUUGGUAUAAGAAAAUUGACAUCAUAUGCAUCUUUUGGGAUACAGUUUAUUUUAUCCCCCCUUGAAAGAGGUUUCCACUUAGGUUGCAUGAGACAUUACUGUCUGCAGGGCGCAAUAUUAACUAUACCUCUCAACUGCCUUCAAUAUUUAUAUCAUAUAUUACAAUAUCAACUACAUAUUAAUACACAAUAUCGGGGCCAAAAGAGACUAAAAGCGUGUAAACUCUGAGAAAAUGGUUGACUACUCUAGGAGUUGGGCUGACGCGACAUACAUGCCAAACUUGGUUGACCAGUUGUUGUACAUAGAUUUUGAUGUUGUUGGAUAUUUACUUUGACAAAAGAAAUUUAGGUAUCCUUAUUGGUAAGGUUUGUAUUAUACCUGCCUUGAUUUAGCAUAUAUGUUUCCAUUACAAACAAUGACAGGAUAUUGAUAAUUUGAUAGAUUGUGUACUUAUUUAUUUUUCCACGCCCGAUGUUAAUAUUGUGAUCGUUUUUCAUUCUGUUCGUUGGGCUGAAGAUUUGAAGAUUUGAUAUAAAGUUGUGUACUUUUUUCAAUUUAAUUUUGAUUAUCUGCCCUCAUACUUCAAAUAAUUGUUGCAGGUUAAAAGAAAUAACUUAUUCUGGGAUCAUUAUUAACACAUUAAACGCACAAAUGUGUUUAUACUGUUUAUGGUGUUUGCCUAUGGACUCACUUGCCAUGUUGAUAUUUCGCUGAUAGCUGAGCUGUCGUUUGUUGAUUGUAUAUGUGACCUACAUUUUCAUCGUAUCGCCUUUUUGGUGCAAAGACAGUCAAUGUUUGACUGGGACGUGUAUUCAUGUCUGCUUUGUACCUGUGUGCGAGAUAUAGAGUCAUGUUCUGAGAUAACUGGGCAUAAUGCAUGUGCGUAAAGUGUCGUCCCAGAUUAACCUAUGCAGUCCGCACAGGCCAAUCAGGGACGACACUUUCCGCCAAAAUUGAAUUUUUGCUAAAGAGUCUUUAAACGAAAAAUGUCAUAAAAGCGGAAAGUGUCGUCCCUUACUUGCCUGUGCGGAUUGCAGAGGCUAAUCCAGGACGACACUUUACGCACAUGCAUUAAGCCCAGUGUUCUCAGAAUGUGACUUAAAAUGGGCAGGGUGUGUUACGAUAGUUCCAGAGUAGAUGGACAGCUCCCAUAAGUGAGCAGUGUUAGGUUUUCUGUUUAAUGACUACACAAUUGAAUGAAUAUGUUUGAUGACUGAAAGAACAAGCUCUUUAUUGUUAAUAAAAUUUCAUAGGCUACUGGUUAGUGUUUCAAAAAUAUGUACAAAUCAAAUGAAUGAAAAAUAUACAUUCAAUUUUAUAGAAAGUUUAGUAGAAACAACCCAUGUAUUAUGUAUCACGUCAUAAAUGCCAUAUUGUUUUAUAAUGUAGUUGACACUAAAUGAACUAUAUAAAAGUAUUUAUCGUGAUACUAAAAUUUAUAGAAUAAAGUUCGAAAUAACACAUAACAAUAAUGGACUGCCUGAAUCUGGAACUAUGGAGAGCAAUACCCCGCCCUUUAGACAUUCUAAUCCUGGUGUCAUUAUUUAUUUGAUGUCUCAUUGAGAAUGAUAACAGUGUAAUAUACCAUGUUUCUACGA
This is a messenger RNA of Dreissena polymorpha, 6217 nucleotides long. RefSeq names its product metastasis-associated protein MTA3-like. The coding region runs from base 199 to 2409 and encodes 736 amino acids. Gene Ontology annotation, molecular function: chromatin binding; transcription coactivator activity; sequence-specific DNA binding. The record is from RefSeq and is a predicted model, not a curated record. Gene Ontology annotation, cellular component: NuRD complex; nucleoplasm. Lineage: Eukaryota; Metazoa; Mollusca; Bivalvia; Myida; Dreissenidae. The transcript has 19 exons. Gene Ontology annotation, biological process: negative regulation of transcription by RNA polymerase II.